Molecule: messenger RNA, 870 nt
Organism: Didymella exigua CBS 183.55
Lineage: Eukaryota; Fungi; Ascomycota; Dothideomycetes; Pleosporales; Didymellaceae
Exons: 2
Source: RefSeq, a predicted model, not a curated record
CAGCUUACGACGCUCCGAAAGCAUUUCAAGGUCACAGACCAGCAGCGCAGGCUAGAGCUUGCUGCCAAGUACAGCGAUAUUCAGAAGAAGCCAAAGAACCAGAGCACCCAGGCCUGGCUGGACGAAUACUCGCAGAUCACAUCUCAAUGUGCUCAGGAGAGCAUGCCAGAGAUGACAGAGACCCAAGCACAGUGGCAAUUCAUCCAUGCUGUACGGGACUUAGGAGAUGAGGCAUGGGCUCAAGCCCAGUUCCUCGCCAUGGAGCAAGGCGAAUCAAAUGCCCUUCUGCCAACUCCUACCCUGCAGGAUUUGAUCAGCCAGUAUCAACAAACGGUACCUACAGCCCAAAACGCAACUCAGCCACUAGGAAGCUUUACAUCUCUGUCCAUCACGGAGCCCAAGCCGAACAAUCACCCAAAGAAGGACCGAUCAACGGGCAGGUUUAAGGACUUUGAGCCUAGCACAAAGGCCUUAUCUAAGCUUGUUGUAUCCUUUCAAAACAAGGAUACGCUUAAGAAGGUCAAGAAGGCCUACAAGGACGCCGGCAUACGAUGGACGUUCGACCUAGAGAAAGCUAAGGCUGAGAUAGCUAAACGCAAAAACUCCGCAUCACGUCAUGCUCAUCAGGCCGAUACUGCUUCAGACUGUAGCUCCGAUGGAUACGCGUCCAAUACAGCCUGUCUCAAGCAGCCCUUGCAGCUGCUGCAGUCCAAUACUGCACUAUCGCUGCACGCUCAAUCGCUGCAGCACCGAUGGGUCAUGGACCCUGGAUCAGACGUUCAUAUCUGCAACAAGGCAGGAUCUAAUUGGAAGCAGAUAAAGCUUCCUUCCUCUCAAGACACUGUACAAGCAGGCUGUAACUCAUAUUAG